This is a messenger RNA of Diaporthe batatas, 3228 nucleotides long. RefSeq lists its product as uncharacterized. The transcript is spliced from 2 exons. Gene Ontology annotation, biological process: carbohydrate metabolic process; N-glycan processing. The coding region runs from base 454 to 2751 and encodes 765 amino acids. Gene Ontology annotation, molecular function: calcium ion binding; mannosyl-oligosaccharide 1,2-alpha-mannosidase activity. Gene Ontology annotation, cellular component: membrane; endoplasmic reticulum. The record is from RefSeq and is a predicted model, not a curated record. Lineage: Eukaryota; Fungi; Ascomycota; Sordariomycetes; Diaporthales; Diaporthaceae.
GUGCUCAGGUAUGCCCAGGUCUGCCCGCUGCGGUGAAGCGUGCUGGAACUCCAAAUGCGGAAUUCGAGCCGGCAUUCCCGGUGCUGAUCUGUUCUCUUUUGCUCCCUUGGGGCCACUGUCAACACUAAUAAGGCUAAUAGGCUGCAUACAAAGUACUGUGGUGGGCAGUCAGCAAGCAAUAGGCCUCCUGCUGCCUUUCUCUCCCUUACACGCAGCUGGCGACUUCAGGACUCGACUGUCUUGAGCCCUGACGGGAGAGCUGCCCACUGUGCCAGCCAGCCAGCCAGCCCACCCCUGCAUUGGAUGCCCCAAAGUUUCAAGUCAAGCUCUUGCCUUGCCUCGCACCCACGUCCAUCCGCGUCUCUGCUUUGACUUCAUGUCCAAGGAUAGUAGCCGGGCCCCCCUGGACUGCUAUGUGGACAGAUUGAGUCCCCGCGGUACGGAUCCCUCCAGAUGAACAACAACCUCCGCGACCCCUUCAACCUCCGAAGGAACCUCAUCAACAACCGCGUCCCCACUGCCGCAGCUGCCCUGACCCAGCUGAGCCUCCUGCGCGCCACCGCCACCGAGGUUGCCACCCAGGUUACCGAGAAGGUUCAAGAGACCGCGGCUGAGGCCAUCGAGCGUGGCAGGCAGGCCGUCGAGGACCUCAACACCAACCUGCGCGAGCGGGAACUGCGCGAACAGCAGGCCGCCGGCAAGAAAGACGAGGACAUGUCGUUCGCGGUGCCGAAAAAUGUCCCCUCCUUCAACAACCCCCAGCGAGCAUUAGAGGACCGAGUGUGGGGAUCGACCGGUGUGACCGCGAGGACGGCUGGGAACCGUGGUGGGGCGGUUGGGGGGCUUGUAGGGGACGGCCUCGGAAAAGUAGAGAACCUCUUCAAUCCGAACAGAAACUCGCUUCCCCUGUACAAGGACAAGCCCUACGGAUACCCUGCCAGCCACCGGAAGAGGCCCUUCUACCGGCGCAAGACCUGCAUGGCGAUAGCACUGUUCCUGGUGGUCCUGGUGGCCUACUGGUUUGGCAUCUUCGGCGACGACCCAUACGAGAGGCUGCCAUCGCUGAAGACGACAGACUGGCUGAAGGCAGAUGAGAAGGCGGCGGCCAGGGGUAGAGUCGACUGGCUGGAGCGAAGACAGAGGGUGGUCGAAGCCUUCGAGCUGAGUUGGGAUGAUUACAAACGUUAUGGCUGGGGCUGGGACGAGUACCACCCAAUAUCGAAAAGCGGGAAAUACAUGGCCAAGAAGGGCCUGGGCUGGAUCAUCGUCGAUGCGCUCGAUACCAUGAUCCUCAUGAACCUGACCAGUCGUGUUACUGAUGCGAGGGAGUGGAUAUCGACGAAGCUUACCUACGACCAGGACCAAGAUGUAAACACUUUUGAGACCACCAUCCGAAUGAUGGGUGGCCUGCUAUCAGCACACUACCUGUCAACCCAAUACCCUGAGCUGGCGGCAAUAAAAGACGACGACGAAGGGCAGGCAGGAGAGGACCUGUACCUUGAGAAGGCAAAGGACCUGGCGGACCGCCUGAUACCAGCCUUUGAUUCCCAAUCCGGAGUCCCGUACGCGAGUGUGAACCUGGGCAAGUACGAGGGUCUGCCAUCCCACGACGACGGGGGUGCAUCAUCCACGGCGGAGGCCGCCACCUUGCAGCUGGAAUUCAAGUACCUGGCCAAGUUGACAGGGGAAAAGAUGUUCUGGGACAAGGCCGAGAAGGUCAUGCAGGUUCUCGACGACAAUGGCCCCAAGGAUGGUCUCGUUCCGAUCUAUGUAUACGCUGACACGGGCAAGUUCCGCGGCAAUAACAUUCGCCUGGGCAGCCGCGGAGAUUCGUACUACGAGUAUCUGAUCAAGCAGUAUCUGCAGACCAACAAGGGGGAGCCCAUCUAUCUGGACAUGUGGGAGCAAGCGAUGCGGGGUGUGCGGAAGAACCUGGUCACUUACACCGAGCACUCGCAGUUCACCAUCAUCGGCGAGAAAGUCAACGGCGUCGACGGUGAGCUCAGCCCGAAGAUGGACCACCUCGUAUGUUUCAUGCCUGGGACCAUCGCCCUGGGCGCGACGGACGGCCUGACGGAGGCGGAGGCCAGGAAGCUGCCGACGUGGAACGCCCAGAAGGAGAAGGAUAUGCAGCUCGCGCGGGAGCUGAUGCAGACGUGCUGGGGCACGUACAAGUACAUGGCAACUGGUCUGGCGGCGGAGAUUACAUUCUUCAAGAUCCCAUCGCCAGCCCCGGCAGAAGGAUCCGCGCACAAGGCGCCGGCGGAGUUUGACCCAGACCCCGAGGCGGAGUGGCGCAAGGACUUUGUGGUCAAGAGCCAGGACACGCACAACCUGCAGCGGCCCGAGACGGUUGAGUCGCUCUUUUACAUGUGGCGGAUCACGGGCGACCAGCGGUACCGCGACUGGGGCUGGGAGAUGUUCAAGAGCUUCAUGGCGCACACGGCGGUGCCCGAGGGCGGCGGGUUCACGUCGCUGUCCAACGCCAACAUGGUGCCGCCCGCGACGCGCGACAACAUGGAGAGCUUCUGGCUGGCCGAGACGCUCAAGUACUUCUACCUGCUCUUCUCGCCCAACGACCUGCUCCCGCUCGACAAGAUCGUCAUCAACACCGAGGCGCACCCGCUGCCUAGGUUCGACAUGGGCCAGCUGUUCUCAACGGGCUGGAAGCGGAAGCCUAGGGACGAGGACGGGCACAUCUUGGAGACGACGAGUGAGGAGGCCAAGGCCGAGGAGGUCAAGAAGGACUGAGUUGUUGUUUGUCCCACCGUACUAGUUUAUAAUGCAUCACCCUACCAGGACUCGAAAACAUUGGGCGGCGUUUAUACCAAAAGGAAUAUCAGCGGCAUAUGAAGAUUGUCGUUUGCUCAGAAAGCUUGGAGAAUUUUGAGCGACCAGUUCUUGUCGAUAUCUAUUGUGCGAUAGCAAUGGAAAGCACAUGUAUCAGAGUCAAGGUGCAAAGGGAUGCCCGCAGAUGCUGACCGAGUAUUUCCUGCCGCGUGUGAUACAAGCCGGUGUGCAUGUCUAACAAACGGCGCUCCUGUGUUGGGAUGUACGCAAGAAGGCUGGAUGAAUGUACAGCAAAGACUACGCACGAGUUCCGCUACAGAUGCUGUGGCCCUUAUAGCAGGAGCAAGCUCAUAGUCUUGUUCAGACAGUGGCUGGCAAGAUGGCCCGCUAGAGGUGUAGAUAUUUUGUCAAGGGUGUUACUGGGCACUUCGCCAGCAG